Kalmanozyma brasiliensis GHG001 is the source of this 417-nucleotide messenger RNA. Its product is annotated as Cytochrome b5-like heme/steroid binding domain protein. The coding region runs from base 1 to 417 and encodes 138 amino acids. Gene Ontology annotation, cellular component: intracellular membrane-bounded organelle; endoplasmic reticulum membrane. The transcript is spliced from 5 exons. The record is from RefSeq and is a predicted model, not a curated record. Gene Ontology annotation, molecular function: heme binding. NCBI's taxonomy places the organism in Eukaryota, Fungi, Basidiomycota, Ustilaginomycetes, Ustilaginales.
AUGUCUGACAACAACGACAACAAGCAGAACGAGUCCAAGGGCGAUGACAGCAAGAAGAUCACCAUGGACGAGCUCAAGCAGCACGACUCCAACGACGAUCUCUGGCUUCUCAUCGAUGGCAAGGUCUACAACGUCAGCAAGUUCAUGGAUGAGCACCCCGGUGGUGACGAGGUCUUGAUGAGCGAGGCUGGCAAGGAUGCCAGUGAGGCUUUCGAAGAUGUCGGACACUCGGAGGACGCCCGUGCGCUCCUUGGCCCUAUGCUUGUUGGCGAGAUCGAAGGCGCCAAACAGAAGAUCAAGACCACCAGCGGUGCUGUGACCAACGAGAACAACACAAACUUCAACAGCCACCCCCUGUUCAUGUUCAUCCCUCUGGUCAUCCUCGUCUCCUACCUGGCCUACAAGCAACUCUCCUAG